AUGUUCUACUUCCACUGUCCACCCCAGCUGGACUCGGGUAGCCGUGAUUUUGGGUCGCAUGGCACCGGGGAUUUUGAUGACGGUUUCCUGAGACGCAAACAACGCAGAAACCGAACAACGUUCACCUUACAGCAGCUCGAGGCCCUGGAAGCGGUGUUCUCUCAGACACACUACCCGGAUGUGUUCACGCGCGAGGAGCUGGCCAUGAAAAUCAACCUCACGGAGGCGCGUGUCCAGGUGUGGUUCCAGAACAGACGGGCAAAGUGGAGGAAGACGGAACGGGGCAGUUCCGACGUGGACGGGAGCAAGGAGGCGCUGGGGGACGGAACCGGCCCUCCACGGAACCUCAACCCCUCACCAGUGGAACCCAACCGCAAUAAGAAGGAACCGCUAGAGAUGCAGCAGAGUCUGAAUCGAGCAGUCGGGGCCGGUGGAGCCUUCUUCCCCUCCUGUCUUCCAGGAACCCUGUUGAACACGGCCACCUACGCACAAGCACUUUCUCAGGUCGCCACGCUGAAAGGAGGUCCCCUGUGCUCCUGCUGUGUUCCUGACCCCAUGGGGCUGUCGUUCCUCCCACCCUAUGGUUGCCAGAGCAACCGUACGGCCAGCGUGGCGGCUCUGCGCAUGAAGGCGCGCGAGCAUUCCGAGGCCGUCCUGCAGUCUGCCAACCUCCUCAGCGUCGGUGCCAGCGGCAUCGCCACGGCGCCCAGCGAUGCCAGCGCCCCCAAACCCGCCAGCGCAGCGGUCGCCCACCCCCCCCACACGCCCCCCGGAGACCCCAAAGAGGGCGCCGAGAAGAAACGCGAGGGCCAGUUCAGCUCGGGAGGAAUUUAA
This is a messenger RNA of Sardina pilchardus (European sardine), 834 nucleotides long. RefSeq names its product dorsal root ganglia homeobox (gene drgx). The record is from RefSeq and is a predicted model, not a curated record. Bases 1 to 834 code for a protein of 277 amino acids. Gene Ontology annotation, molecular function: RNA polymerase II transcription regulatory region sequence-specific DNA binding; DNA-binding transcription factor activity, RNA polymerase II-specific. The transcript has 6 exons. NCBI's taxonomy places the organism in Eukaryota, Metazoa, Chordata, Actinopteri, Clupeiformes, Clupeidae. Gene Ontology annotation, biological process: regulation of transcription by RNA polymerase II.